Messenger RNA from Strongylus vulgaris, 1464 nucleotides. The record is from the annotation of a GenBank genome assembly. NCBI's taxonomy places the organism in Eukaryota, Metazoa, Nematoda, Chromadorea, Rhabditida, Strongylidae.
AUGGAUGUAGAUGUCACGUUUGUGAAUGUCAACCUGGUUCUGUUUGUAAAUGUAAAAAUGGAAGGCCGGCUUGUUUAUGCGAACCGCAAAAAGCGUGUCGAUGUCAAGCUGGAAAGAAAGGAUGUAAAUGUCCCAUUGACGCAAAAUGUAGCUGCAAACCAUUGUGUAAUUGUGAAGCUUUUGCUGUUUGCCAGUGUACAGAGGGCAAGGAAGGCUGUAGAUGUCACAUUUGUCAAUGUCAGCCAAAUGCUGUCUGCAAAUGCAGAAAUGGGAAACCUCCCUAUGCAAUUUGCAACUGUAAACCUUUAUGUCUCUGUGAAGCGGGAACCACUUGCCAAUGCACAGAAGACAAGAAGGGAUGCAUUUGUCACAUUUGUCAAUGUCAGCCUGGUUCUCUUUGUAAAUGUAAAAAUGGAAGACCAGCUUGCUUAUGCGAACCGCAGAAAAUGUGCCAAUGCCAGGCCGGGAAGAAAGGAUGUAAAUGUUCCCUCGAUGCAACAUGCAACUGCAAGCCCUUGUGCACUUGUGAACCUGGUACUGUAUGCCAGUGCACGGAAGGCAAAGAGGGAUGUAAAUGUCAAAUUUGUCAGUGUCAGCCAGGUACAGUCUGCAGAUGUAAGAAUGGGAAGCCUUAUUGUGUAUGUGAACCUCACAAAGUGUGUCAGUGCCAAGCUGGGAAGGAAGGAUGCAAAUGUCGACUGGACAAAGACUGCAACUGCAAGCCAUUGUGUGUUUGUGAGCCUGGCAUGGUGUGCCAGUGUACAGAAGGGAAAGAAGGAUGCCAAUGCCAUAAAUGUACCUGUGAUCCCUUCACAGUGUGCAGAUGCAAAGGUGGUAGAGCAGCUUGUAAGUGUAAUCCAACAGCAGCUUGCGAUUGCCAAGCAGGAAAAGAAGGGUGUCAGUGCAAAAUUGGUACUGCAUGUCAGUGUAAGCUUCUGUGUUCUUGUCAACCAAACACAGUUUGCCAAUGUCAACCAGAUAAAGAAGGUUGCCAAUGUCCGAUAUGCUUGUGUCAACAAGGCAGCAUUUGCGCCUGCAAAGGCGGUAAACCCGUAUGUCUUUGUGAUCCCAGCAAGUAAAGAGUGCAAAUGCCCAGCAGCUGAAAAACAACAGCGAAGUGAGAGCGUGACUGAAGCAGCAAAAAUGGUGGAGGAAACUAAAGUUUUAGAACAAAAAGAACCACCUAAACCGCCAGAACAACCCAAGCCUGCAGAACAAAAGCAGGAACUCCUUGUACCUCCAAAGGAACCAAAACCCUCAAAACCAGAAGAAGAGGAAGCACCAAAAGCGUCCGAAGAAUCUAAGGCUGCAGAACAGAAGCAGGAGCCCCCGAAACCGGUUGAAGACUUGAAACUUUCAGAGCAAAAGGAAAAGCCGCCUAAACCGCCUGAAGAAAGCAAGACGCCGCAACAGUCCAUUGAAGCACAAGAAAAACCAUUGUGCAAAUGUCAACCUGGAGCUGUC